Doryrhamphus excisus (bluestripe pipefish) is the source of this 1656-nucleotide messenger RNA. It is a transcript of the gene rrp9, whose product is annotated as ribosomal RNA processing 9, U3 small nucleolar RNA binding protein. The record is from RefSeq and is a predicted model, not a curated record. Lineage: Eukaryota; Metazoa; Chordata; Actinopteri; Syngnathiformes; Syngnathidae. Gene Ontology annotation, molecular function: protein binding; U3 snoRNA binding. Gene Ontology annotation, cellular component: small-subunit processome.
AGAAGCCAAUCAGAGCUAAGAUCCACUUCCGCUUUGUUGAGGUUAGGUUGAAGCGCAAGAGACCCAUGUGGGUCCAAUGUUGACUUGAAUCUCGAGAAACUUAACGAUUUGUCGACAAUAGCUUCUGUAUUACUUUGUCUCUACGACCUUUGCCAUGUCUUCGUCUUUCUUUAUGAAGGCGUCACAGAAGCCUAAAUUAAGAAAAACGGGGAAAAAUGCAACUGUUUCCAAACGCAAAGGUGACGGCGAUUCCGGUGGUAAAGUGAAAAGCAAGAAACUGAACUCAAAAUACAACGAAGAGAUUUCCAGCGACUCCGAGACAGAGAGUCCCGUAGUUGGCAAGAAAAGGCAGUCCAAAAACGAACAUGAAUAUGAUGAGACGCCACAGGAGAAGAAGCUUAGAUUAGCCAAACUUUACCUGAGUCAGCUCAAGGAAGAAGAAGAAAACAAGGAUGAAGACAAGUCGUUUGAGACUGAGCUGAUUGCUGGGAGGCUUCAAGACGAAGUGCUUGAACAAAAAGGAAAACUUCAGCGACUUAUUGCCAAAGAUCUACUGCCGCCUGAUGCUUCUGAAAUCCGUCUUCUAAGAGGGCACAAGCUGCCCAUCACCUGCCUGGUCAUAAGUCCCGACGACAAGUACAUCUUCUCUGCUGCGAAAGACUGCUCCAUCAUCAAGUGGGAUGUUGAGAGCGGUAAAAAGCUGAGCGUCAUACCCGGUGGUAGGAAAGGUACGGAGGAUCGCCAUGUCGGACACACAGCUCACAUCCUCUGUAUGUCCAUAACAUCAGAUGGCAAAUACUUGGCCACUGGUGACAUGAACAAGCUGAUCAUGAUUUGGGAGGCUGAAACGUGCAAAUAUGUCUACAAAUUCACAGGACACAAAGGCCCUGUGUCGGGUAUCUCAUUCAGGAAGGGUACUCACGACUUGUACAGCGCUUCACAUGAUCGCUCCGUCAAAGUGUGGAACGUGGACGAAAAUGCCUACGUGGAGACUCUCUUUGGCCAUCAGGACGCCAUCAUGGGCUUGGACAGUCUGAGCCGAGAGCGCUGCGUGACGGCCGGCGGGCGCGACCGCUCCGUGCGCGUGUGGAAAAUCGCAGAGGAGUCGCAGCUGGUCUUCCACGGACACGAGGGUUCAAUUGAUUGCGUCCAGCUGAUUAAUGAGGAGCACAUGGUCACAGGAGCCGACGACGGCUCUGUGUGUCUUUGGAGCGUCAACAAGAAGAAGCCGCUCAGCACGGUGAAACAGGCUCACGGUUGCCAUGGAGAUGCCGGUCUGGAGCAGCCUCAUUGGGUAGCCGCCGUGGCCGCGCUUCAGAACUCCGACGUCGUAGCCUCAGGUGCUUCUGGCUGUUCCAGCAACUCUCAGGUGCAGCUGUGGAAGUGCGGUCAGAACUAUCGAGGACUGGAGCCUCUCUUUAGCGUCCCACUGGUGGGCUUUGUCAACAGCUUAAAGUUUUCCCACUCUGGUCACUUCUUAGUAGCAGGAGUCGGACAGGAGCACAGGUUGGGCCGAUGGUGGCGACAAAAGGAGGCCAAGAACGGGGUCUGCAUCAUUCCCCUUAAAAGGAAACCUCCCAGCCAAGAAGAAGCAAGCUUGGACAACUGAAUAGGGGACUUUUUUUCUCUUUUGUACAUUAAAGGCUUCCAACAUCA